Antechinus flavipes (yellow-footed antechinus) is the source of this 7290-nucleotide messenger RNA. RefSeq names its product protein phosphatase 1 regulatory subunit 9A (gene PPP1R9A). The record is from RefSeq and is a predicted model, not a curated record. The coding region runs from base 400 to 3870 and encodes 1156 amino acids. Gene Ontology annotation, biological process: calcium-mediated signaling; neuron projection development; actin filament organization. NCBI's taxonomy places the organism in Eukaryota, Metazoa, Chordata, Mammalia, Dasyuromorphia, Dasyuridae. Gene Ontology annotation, cellular component: actin cytoskeleton; cytoplasm; postsynaptic density. Gene Ontology annotation, molecular function: actin filament binding. The transcript is spliced from 17 exons.
GGCCGCUCGGGGUUCGGCCCCCCCAGGCUCCUUCCCCGUCCCGGUCCCUUGUCGGGGUGUCUGCUGCGCGGGGAGGGUUGCGCCUCCCCCCCAUGUGUGCGUGUGUGCAUGUGUGUUUGUGUGUGUGCACGCGCGCGUGGGGGGGCGCGGGGGCUCUCUUUGUGGGGGCGGCGGGCCCCGCGCCCCCUCGCCGGGACUUGACUCCAGCCCCCAUUUGUCUGUUGCAGAUGAGCCUCGUGGGCGGCUCCGCCAGCACCGCAGCCGCCGCAGCCUCCUCGGCCGCCUCUGUGCCUUUGCCCAGCCGCCUCCUGACGCUCGUGGGCCCCUGAGCGCGGGGGCCCGGACUCCAGCCCCCCCGUGCCGGGCCAUGCCCGUGGGCUCUGCAGCCCUCAUGUCAACAUGAUGAAAACGGAGCCCUCGGGGGAGCGGAGCACCCUGCGGAGCGCCUCCCCACACCGGAAUGCCUACCGCACGGAAUUCCAGGCUCUCAAGAGCGCCUUUGACAAGCCCAAGGCCGAGGGGGACCCCAAGGCCAAAGAGGGCGAGGGCUCCCAGCAGAGCAGGGGCCGCAAAUAUGGCUCCAACGUCAACAGGAUCAAGAACCUCUUCAUGCAGAUGGGCAUGGAGCCCAGCGAGAGUGGGGCCGCCCCCCCCAAAGCCCGGCCCAAAGGGGGGCCCCCCUCCCCGCCCCGGCUGCUGGAGAAGGCGGACGGCUGCGUGCUGAAGCUGGAGUCUUCCGUGUCGGAGCGCAUCAGCAGGUUCGACACCCUGCACGAUGGCCCGUCCUAUUCCAAGUUCUCGGAGACCCGGCGCAUGUUCGAGAGGAACAGCCGGCGCUCCCCGCAGUCCGAGCGGCCCGGGGCUGAGGGGCCCGACGACUGGCCCGCCGCCAAGUCCAACCGGGGCAGCACGGACUCCCUGGACAGCCUCAGCUCCCGGCCCGAGGCCGUCUCCCCCACUGUCAGCCAGCUCAGCGCCGUGUUUGAGAACUCGGACACGCUCAGCGAGAACCACGAAGAGGACUCUGGGCCGGGCGCCGAAGCGCCCAGCCCCCUCAAGGAACCCGACUCUUGGGGUCCUCCGGACCCCCGGGGGCCCGAGGCCGCAGGCGCGGCACCGGAUGGCCCCGGCCGGGGAGCCCAGGAAACGGCUGCCUGGCCCUCGGAGGCCGAGGAAUCGGCUGCUCCCCACCAAGGGAGGGGCCCCGGGAAACCAGCCGGACCCGAGGAUGUGGCCAAAGCGGCAUCCGAGGAGCUGCCUGCUCUCCAGCCCCCCUCUGCUGAGCCCGAGGCCCCGAAAGCCCCCGGGGACCGCCUGGCAGGGGACGCCCCUGGCAAAGAGGGGGUCCCUGAAGAAGGGAAUGCGGCCCAGAGCUCCCACGUCUACAUGCACACGGACUACAGCGUUUACCGGGUGCGCUCCAGGUAUAACUCGGACUGGGGGGAGGCGGGCACAGAGCCCGAGGACCAGGAGGACAGCGACGAGAACCUGGACUAUCAGCCCAGCAGGGACUACCUGGAGAUCAGCGGCCUGCCCGAGGAGGACGACGUCCCGGCCAACCGCAAGAUCCAGUUCAGCCGGGCACCCAUCAAGGUUUUCCACACUUACUCCAAUGAAGAUUAUGACCGGAGGAAUGAUGACGUGGACCCCGUGGCAGCAUCGGCAGAGUACGAGCUGGAGAAGCGAGUGGAGAAACUGGACCUCUUCCCAGUGGAGCUGGAAAAAGAUGAAGACGGCCUGGGCAUCAGCAUCAUUGGCAUGGGUGUGGGUGCCGACGCAGGGCUGGAGAAGCUGGGGAUCUUUGUGAAAACGGUGACAGACGGCGGGGCGGCUCAGCUGGAUGGUCGGAUCCAGGUCAACGACCAGAUUGUGGAGGUGGACGGCAUCAGCCUGGUGGGGGUCACCCAGAACUUCGCCGCCACCGUGCUCCGGAACACCAAGGGCACCGUCAGGUUUGUGAUUGGGCGGGAAAAGCCGGGACAAGUGAGCGAGGUGGCUCAGCUGAUCAGCCAGACCCUGGAGCAGGAGAGACGCCAGCGGGAGCUCCUGGAGCAGCAUUAUGGCCAGUGUGACGCCGACGACGACGAGACAGGGGAGUACGCCACGGACGAGGAGGAUGAGGAAGUGGGGCCUUCGCUGCCCAGCAGGGACCUGGCCAUUGAAGUGUUCGAGCUGCCGGAGAACGAGGAUGUGUUCUCCCCGUCGGAGCUGGACACUGGGAAGCUCAGUCACAAAUUCAAAGAACUGCAGAUCAAGCACGCCGUCACGGAAGCCGAGAUCCAGAAGCUAAAGAACAAGCUCCAGGCCGCGGAGAAUGAGAAGGUGCAGUGGGAGCUGGAGAAAAGCCGGCUGCAGCAGAACAUCGAGGAGAACAAGGAGCGCAUGCUGAAGCUGGAGAGCUACUGGAUCGAGGCCCAGAGCCUGUGCCACACGGUGAACGAGCACCUCAAGGAGACGCAGAGCCAGUACCAGGCCCUGGAGAAGAAGUACAACAAGGCCAAGAAGCUCAUCAAGGACUUCCAGCAAAAAGAGCUCGACUUCAUCCGGAGGCAGGAAGCCGAGAGGAAGAAGAUCGAGGAGUUGGAGAAGGUGCAUCUGGUGGAGGUCCAAGGCCUGCAGGCCCGGAUCCAGGAGCUGGAGGCCGAGGUCUUCCGGCUGAUGAAGCAGAACGGCACCCAGGUGAACAACAACAACAACAUCUUCGAACGGAGCACGGGCCUGGCCGACGUCCCCAAGGGCGAGGCCGUGGGGACCCCGGACACCCAGCAGGUGUCCACUCAAGACCUGAACGAAGCCGUCCCAGAGACAGAGCGUCUGGAUUCGAAAGCCCAGAAGACCCGAGCCCAGCUCUCCGUGAAGAACAAACGGCAGAGGCCGUCCCGGAGCCGACUGUACGACAGCGUCAGCUCCACGGACGGGGAGGACAGCGUGGAGCGCAAGACCGGCGUCUUGGGGCGGGCACAGGCCGCGGUCCCCUCUGCCAGCCUUGCUGACCUGCCAAAGGAAGCCCCAUGGCCAGCCGCGGGCGCACCGGCCACCUUGCCGCUGUUUCGGGGGAAGCGCUUUCCUCCGCUCUCCUUCAAAGCCCGCUCCUUCCCAUCGAUCGGCCGCCACCGAGAAGGCGGCCCCAGGAAAAGGGUCUUCAGAGCCAGGCUGCAGAAUGUGGAGCCUGAGCCGCCUCCCGCAGCGCAGCCACCCCCACGGCCGCUCCACGCUCCUUUCUCGUGGUUUAGUGCCCGCGGAAAAGGACCCCACGGCUCCCGAAAUCAGCCGGCGCCCGCCACUGCCCCGGAGCCCCCUCCCGGGCAGCUAAGCUCAGAUAAGAAAGGGUCCAAGAACUUCCCCCUCCCCGACGAUUUCAGUCCCAGCAGCACGAGCUCUGCGGACCUCAGCGGCCUGGGGCCCGAGCCCAAAGCUCCGGGGCUCUCCAGAUCCCUGGCCCUGUCCUCUGAUGAGAGUCUGGAUAUGAUUGAUGAUGAGAUCCUGGACGAGGGCCAGUCCCCCAAGCACAUGCAGGGCCAGGGCCGGGCCGUGCGGGAGUGGAGCGUGCAGCAGGUGACCCAGUGGCUGCGGAGCCUCAACUUGGAGCAGUACGUGGCUGAGUUUAGCACCCAGAGCGUCAGUGGGGAGCAGCUUCUGCAGCUGGACGGCAGUAAGCUCAAGGCCCUCGGGGUGACUUCAUCGCAGGACCGAGCCCUCAUCAAGAAGCAGCUCAAGGACAUGAAGGCGGCCCUGGAGAAGGCCCGCAAAGCCCAGGAGAAAAUGGAGAAGCAGCGGGAGAAGCUGCGGAGGAAGGAGCAGCAGCAGAGGAAAGCUCGGAGGGCCGAGCCCGCUUCCCCUGAAGCUCCGGAGGGCGGGACUGAGCAGUGAGGCUGCGCCCGGCUGGGGCGGGUCCCGGCGCCUGCCUCCGGCCCCGCCUGGGGCUCCCCGCAAUACCUAACUGUGGGUGCUCUGGGCUCCAGCCCGGGGGGAUCCCAAAGCACCGAGAGAGACUGAAGGGAUCACGGGGUGGGCGCGGGCAGGGCCUCUUCUCCAACCCCGCCCCCCCAUGGGGGCCCCCCUCGGGGUCCCCCCUUCCCUCCGCACCAGAUUCACCCACGUGGGGCACGGGAGCACAUGCUGGAGAGCCAGGCAGGGCCUGGACACGGCUGGCAUCCAUGGCUCCUCCCUGGAAAGGCGAACCCGCCCUCCCCAGCUGUCCUUCAAGAGGAAGCCAGAGCCUUAAAGUGGAGGGGGGGGCAUCCAGGGUGGUGUCCAGGGAGGGGUGGGAGCGAGGCUCCCUGGACAGCCCCGGACCAGACUUCUGCCCCGUGCUCCUCCUCCCCUUCGGCUGGUCAGCUGUGCUGACGGGCAUCCCCACUCCCUCAUCCCCACAAUUUCGGAACAGGAAAUUGCUUUUUCUACAAGUCAGGACCCCCAGGAGCAGCCUGGCUGGGUUGUGACCAGGACUUCUCGUUUUUCUUUUCUACUGGAGAUUUUCCAUGGGGCUGGGCUUUGGGUGCGCUUUGGAGGAAAUGGAAGUGCCCAGUGUGGGGGGCAGGCCAAGAACCUCCCUCCUGGGGGGGGCUGCUUCUGGGUCCACGGCGUGUCCUCACGCCGUCAUCCAGGAGCCAGGAGGGGCUGGAAGUUACAGGUCGGGGGAAGGAGGAUCCUUUUCAAAUUGGUGGCCGUACAAGCACUGCCCGUGUCUGUGGCCGCCGUCCUCUGUGACCCUGGGGAAGGGACCUGACCUCCCAGAGGAGCCCCACUGGGCGGGGCCUGGACUUUGGCCUUGCUGUUUCCCGGGGGCUGUGCCCCUUCCAGUCCCGCAGAAGACAAGGCUGCCCUAUGCUGGGUGGAGCCGGGGUCUCCCUGCCCAGGUGUUGAGAUGGCAGAGGUCCAGGGUGUGUGUGUCUGAGUUGUCCCUCUCUCUUCCUUGGAGUUGGAGGUUGAACCUGGGAUCUGUCCUCCAAGAGAGGGCCCCCCAGGGGCUUUCUGGGGCGCUUUGGCCACUGGAAAAUGGAACAUUUGGGCCCGUCCACGAGGUACGAACUGGGGUCUUCGCUGUGAUCAGUUGUUGCUUUGCCUUCAGGUGUGUUGCUUUGGGAGUGGGGUGGGUCACCUUCACAAGAAUCCCUGGGACUCAAGCACAGUUUACACCAGCGGGCAGCAGCUGGCAGCAGGGUGGGCAUGUGAUGGGCACAGGUCGCUGCCAGAAAUGGGGAGGGUGUGACUGGAAGCUUGUGGGCCAAGGUGAGCAGCAGCUCUGACCCGGCACCAGCUGGGACUGGCCACAAGUGGACGCGGGGCGCGGUGCCUCCAGAUCAAGAAUGGAGAGGCCCCCAGGCUCCCGGCAGGAAGUCACAGGAAGCUCCAGAGCGUUCCCCGCUGGCAGGCCCAGUCCAAGGCUGCCUCAAAAGAAGCUGGCCCAUGGACACAGGAGCGAGCUCCCCUCUUGGGCGUCAUGGCACGGGCCUGGAGCUUUUCAGAGAAGGAAGCCACAGCUGGGGCCCAAGCGGGAUACGAUUUCUGGUCUUCGGGGCCGCCCCGAGUGGGGCUCCUUCAUUUCUUCGUUGCCAGUCUCGAGCACUGCCAUAAGAGCCCAGGUGGGGACGGAGCCCCUGGGGCUGCUGCAUCUGGCUUGGGUCAGUCAUUAGGCCCCAGCUCUCUCGUCCGGAUUCGUGUUCUUUCGGGGGUCUCCCUGUCUGCUGAGGAGCCUUGAGGUGACCAGUCUUGCAAUCCCUUCUUGCCCCAUGAGCCAUAACAUCGGUGGACCUCCCCCAAGUUUCCGUUGGCUCCCAUCAGAAACAUUGAACUGGAAACAGAAGAAGGUUCCUGCUCACAGCUCCGGGUGAUGUCUGGGGCCUUGGGCUGAGGCUUGGGGUGUCUCCCAGCAUGUGUGCGACCAGCUGGGAACUCCUCAGCGUUCGUUUGGCCCCAGAAGGGGAAGGAGCUUCCUGCGGGAUUUCCCUCCGGAGCCAUGGUCUCCCAAGCUGGGGGGGAAUCGGGUGGCCGGAAGCGGAUGCCUAAGCUGGGGCUUACAGGGUCUCCUGAUCACUCACAUUGAGGCACUGAAGGGCAGGGGGGCUGGGGGUGUGGGUCCCCAGCUGACAAGUCACCACGGACCCUGCACGCUCUCCACGUGGGGCAGAGGCAAGUUAGUGUCAGGAAGGCAUCUUGGUCUAAAGUCCACCCACCUCUGGCCACUCUGCGGACGAAUGAUCCGGAAGAGCAAGCCCAGCGGUGGGGACCGCGACGCCCCCGAGCAAGCGUGAGAGCCGUGACGCGGUAUCACUCACCUCCGCGGGCACAUCUGAGGGAGACGGGAGGCAGCCGCCGGCACGCGGAUGUGCGAUGGGCCCCCGGCCCCGCCCGAGCCAAGGCAACGUGAGGACCUUUCCGGGCCCGGCAGAAACGCGCAGCCAUUCCAGCCCCUUCUGAACCCUGGCACGUUUUCAUUCAAACUCCUUUGUGGGGGGUGGGCAGAUGAAAAGGUGGGAGGGCUUCGUAAGUCAUGUGCCGCCGGAGGCGGGAGCUCCGUUCUUGUCCGUGUCUGCCGGGGACCAGGCUUCCCGCCACUAGAGGGCAGUGUGGGGGCAAAGCAGGCCCAGGGGCCGGCCGGGAAGUGGGGUGUGCGUGGGGGAGGCCGUGGGUGAGUGGGAGAAGCCGGGGGGCGUGAGUGGGUGUGGGGCGAGUGCUGUGUACGCGUGCGGACCUCGGGGCUCCUGUCCCUCGUGUCUUGAUGUUUCGAUUUGCACACCUGUGGAGGAAUUCCAUGCGAAGGGACACGGGGCCGCGAAGGCUGGCGCGGGGACCGCAGGGCACUCGCUGGGGGGCAGAGCCUGGUGCCCCUCCCAACCUGGGCACAGCCAGCCUCCUAACUACUGCUUUUGUACUUUUCGGUGCCCGGUGCCGCGGGCCACGCUCUGCUGACAGAGCCUUGGGCAGCCCCGAGAGAGAAGAGAGGAACUAUCCGCUCUCAGUCCUUUUCCUUUUCAUCUUUCUUUCCUCACCGAGGGAAACCCACGUGUGCAGUAACUCCGAGUCUGUAAGGAUAGCAUGUUAUCCCAAAUUCCUAGUUUGUACAUCUCGAUGUCUGCUCGUCUGCAUGGAAGAAACGGUGCCGUGUGCGGGCGCCUCGUCCUUGGCCCUCCAUCGAGUGAGUGCGCAUCCCGGGCGCUGUUGGUCUUCCGGCCAGGAGAAAGCCCCCGAUGACUCGAGAUCUCCUUGUGUAAAUAAACUUGCCGUUGAGUAUUAUUGUUGUCACACAACGAAUGAAUGCAAUAAAGAGCAGGCUUGAGAUCUGUCCAA